Engraulis encrasicolus (European anchovy) is the source of this 5854-nucleotide messenger RNA. It is a transcript of the gene rpgrb, whose product is annotated as retinitis pigmentosa GTPase regulator b. Gene Ontology annotation, cellular component: cytoplasm. The record is from RefSeq and is a predicted model, not a curated record. Lineage: Eukaryota; Metazoa; Chordata; Actinopteri; Clupeiformes; Engraulidae.
AAACAGUGCGCGGCUGCCCAUUUUUGAUGAGGGUUGCAAGUGAACGCAGACACAGCAACUCUUUGUAUAAGCUGAUUAACAACAGCUUGAAAGAUGGCUGGAGAGACAGAGGACGACAUACCUGAAUCGGGCGCUGUAUUCACCUUCGGGAAAAGUAAAUUUGCAGACAACGUUCCCAGUCGAUUUUGGCUCAAGAAUGACACCCCCUUUAGAAUAUGUUGUGGAGACGAGCACACAGCACUCAUCACAGAAAAAGGAAAGCUCUUCAUGUUUGGGAGUAAUAAUUGGGGACAGCUCGGGUUUGGAACGAAGACCGCUGUGACCAAGCCCACUUGUGUGAAAGCUUUGAAGACAGAGAAAGUUAAGCUGGCUGCAUGUGGGAGGAAUCACACCCUCGUUUACACAACUCAGGGUAACAUCUAUGCAACCGGUGGUAACAGUGAGGGGCAGCUGGGCCUUGGGGACUAUGAGGAGAGGAGCUCCUUUGAGCUGGUGGACUUCCUGUCCAAGAAGGGAGCGGUCAAGAUGCUCGCUGCAGGCUCCAACACCUCAGCUGCUCUCCUACAGAAUGGCUCCCUGUAUGUGUGGGGUGACAACUCAGAGGGCCAGAUCGGCUUGGGGAAAGAGAGCAAUGCCACAACGCCACAGAAACUCCAUGUUGGACGGCCAGUUGCCUGGGUCUCCUGUGGAUACUACCACUCUGCCUUAGUCACUGUUGACGGGGAGCUGUACACGUUUGGCGAGAAGGACAGCGGGAAGCUGGGUCUGCCCACCAACAAGCUGGCCAACCACCGGGUACCGCAGCUGGUGGAGGGCAUCGCGGACCGGGUACUGCAGGUGGCGUGCGGUGGAGGACACACCGUGGCACUUACAGAGGAUGCACUCUACACAUUUGGCUUGGGCCAGUUCGGGCAGCUUGGGCACGGCACGUUUGUCUUCGAGGCCCGGUUACCACGCACAGUAGACCACUUCCGCAAGGGCCGGGUCUUACACGUAGCCUGUGGGGAGAACCACACAGCUGUGAUCACUGAAUGUGGACUUUUGUAUACGUUUGGAGAUGGUCGCCAUGGGAAGCUAGGACUGGGAGAGGAGAACUUCACGAACCAGUUCAAGCCCACGCUAUGUCCCCGAUUCCUCAACUACAACGUUGAGGCUGUGACAUGUGGAGGGUGUCACAUGCUGGUGUUUGCCACGUCCCGGGCGGCGGGGGGUGUGGAGGAGCUGGUGAUGGAGGAGGACGACGUGACGGAGGACAUGUGGGAGAGGCCCUACACCGAGCUGCUAGGCGACACGCUGGGCUCCACCGCCCUCCAGAGGAGCCUCUCUGCACGGGUCAGGCGGAGGGAACGGGAACGGUCUCCGGAGCAGUUUGGGCCCCUGUUCCGCACCCUGCCCCCUGUCACCCUAGCCCCCCUCAACAGCAGCAUCUCCCUACCCGUUCCCAGCCACACGCUGCCCCCCAGGCUGCAGCCCAGCGACCUGGAGAAGCACAACCAACUCAACCGCGGCCGUGCCAAGAAGAGCAGCCUCUCCACCAGAUUAGGAAAGGUGAAAAAGGAGAAGUCCCAAGAAAAGGAAAGCUUGCCAGCAGAGACCAGUGAGGACACCGAAAGUGUUAAAGAUUUGGGAGACACCACUGACAUACUAAAUGUGACUCAUAUGAUGCAGAUGGACCCCAGUGAUCAGUCACUCACACUGUCACCCAUGCAGAAGAGGAAAGUUAAGCUUGUCAAAAGGCGUGGUAAGGCCUCCCCCCAUGACCAAAGCGAGUCCAGUCCUGAGAGACGGGACGGCACGACCCCUAAACGAGCCCUAUCCCGACAACUCCUUAAGACAGCCAGCUCCAGGUCUCUUCUGUCUGAGGGCUCGGGUGGGAAACCCUCACGGCACAAGGUCCCUCACACCCGCAGCAGUGAGAAGGAGAAUGUCCUCCAGCCCUCUGUGGCACAGUAUAGAACUGGAAAAGAAGUAGGCAGAGGUAAAAGACCAGAGCAGGUGGUCAUGGGACAGAAGUCAGCAUCUGAACUGCCUCGGUCUCCUGCUGCUGCACAUGCAAAGCAAGCCAAGCUGCGGAGUCAGCUCCUGGAGAUGGCCAAACUUGUAAGCUCUUCUUCAGCCAAGUCUAUGGCUAGAGCAGCCAAAACAGGCAGAGAUUUUAGCCAGGAUAGCUAUGAAGAGUCAGGAAGUCACGCCUCUGUGAAAGAACACGUAAAGCUUCCUAAAGAUAAAAGUCAGUUAGUGAAGAAAAAGAAAAGCGCAGCUGAAGAACCCACCGGAAGAUUCAUCCGUGAUCUGCUGCAAUCAGACCCAGCUUAUGUAAAGAGCAAAUCAUCUGAACUGAAAGAAACGCACAAAGCCAAGGACGCCCACAAAGCUAAAGACAAACCAAAGUCCAGGGACAUACCCAUAGAUAAAGGCAUGCCUAAAACAAAGGAAGUGCCUAAAAUUUCAGUCAUGAAAGCUAAAUCAAGUACUGAGGGGGUCAAAGCCAAAGAGGCCAAAGAAGCGAAAAGCAAACCGCUCGUGGUUCAGAGUAAAUCUGCCGAAUCCAAGGCCAGGCAAGCUGAACUAAUACCCAAAAGUCCCAAGAAGACCAAAGAGGAUGCCAAAGGCGAUGAAUCACCCAGAUUAAAGAGUAAACCCGAUCAGCUGCAGAUAUCCUCACCGCUCUCCGAAAGUCCCAAAAGAGGACGCAAGACCAAGGCCGCCGAGAGCAAGGGUCCGUUGAUGGUGGUUGAAGCUGUUGACGGAAGUGGCAUGGAGAAGACCCAGUCUUCCCCUCAUGGCAAGCCCAAACGAUCUGGUCAACCUCGGCCGACACCUUCCCCGACCGGCACCCUGUCGGCAGUGUCCUCCUUCACCCAGGACCUGGACGUGGGGACCACAGCAGCAGCGGCGGCAGCGGCCGGCCUGGCGGUGGGUGCAGCAGGCAGCCAGCUCCUGCGCUCCAGGCGUGGGGGCAGCCCGGCCUCCUCCUCCUCAACCCAGCACUCCCCUCAGAGGAGGCCCAGCAGGGAGAGGUUCACCAAGCAGAAGGCUGUCUCCUCGGCCUCCUCCAGAAGCGAGGAGGAGGAGGAGGAGGAGGAGGGUCGGGAGGAGUCCACGACCACGACGUCCAAGCGAGGGAGGAGGACAGCAGGUAGGAGCGAGGAGGAGGAGUCCACCACCACUACGUCCAAACGAGGAAGGGGUAGGACAGCAGGUAGGAGCGAGGAGGAAGACGAGUCAACCACGACUACAUCCAGACGAGCGAGGGGGAAGACUGUUAAGAGCGAGGAGGAAGACGAGUCGACCACGACUACAUCCAAGCCAGGGAGAAGGACCGCAGUUAGCGUGAACACCAAGGACAAGAGGAAGACAAAGGGGAGCAGCAGGCAGGAUGAGGAUGAGGAUGAAGAUGAGGAUGAUUCGACACACGUGUCGAAGAAGCGCGUUAAGGCAGCCAGGAGCAGAAGGGACGAAAGCCAGGAUGAGACGGAGAGGACGAGGAGCGACCGAACAGAGAGCCAGACUCGUGUCGCUGUGUCAGAUGAUGAUGAUGAAGAUGAUGAUGAUGAUGAUGCUACCUUGGGAGAUGUGACAGACGCAGAGGAAGAAGAGGAGGAAGGAAGUAGAAGCGCCACGGCGAGCCAAGAGGGGGAGGGAGAGACUGCCACUGAGGAGAAGAGCGAGAGCGCAUCGGCACAGGACGAUGAAGAAGAGGAAGAUGAGAAAUCGGAGAGUGAUGAGGUAGAGGGAGAGGAAGAUGAAGGUGACGACAGUAAGAAUGAUGAUGAGGAGGAGGAGGAAGAGGGAGAAGAGACUAGUAGUAAGCUAAGUGAGAGUGAGGAGGAGAGCAAAAGCCAAUCAGCCAGUGAGACAGGAAGCCAGGAAGACAAAUCAGGCUCUGAGGAAGCGGAGGAAGAAUCGCAAAAUGAGGAGGAGGAAGAUGAGGAAGGGGAGGAAGCGACAUCAGAAGCGGAGAGCGAAGGGGAGGAGGAAGGUUCAGAGGCCAGUGAGAGUGAAGCAGAGGGAGAGAGUGGAGAGGAAGAAGAAGAUGAGGAGGAGGAUGAAGAAGGGAGCAGUGCACAGGAGGACCAGAGUGAGGAAGAGGAGGAUGAAGAUGACAGUGAGGAUAAGGAAAGUGAAGCUGAGGAGGAGGAGGAGGAGGAGGAGGCUGAGAGUGAGGCUGAGGAAGAGGAGGAGGAGGAAGGAGAGGAUGAAGAUGAGGGUGAAGAAGAGGAGGAAGAAGAAAGUGGAGAAGAAGAAGAGGAGGAGGAGGGGGAGGAGGAAGAAAAUGAUAAAGACAGCAGCACUGCAGCUUCUGAUGAAGAGGAGGAGGAGGAGGAGGAAGAAGAAGAAGAGGAAGAACAACCAAAACCAAAAAAGACCAAUCUCAAAAGCAGCAGAAGACUACCAAAUCUUCAAAAGCAGACACCAAAGCCGGAGCAAAACAGACCAGGACCAGGCUGCCCACCUCUUCAGCUAAGGGAGCAGGCCGCUGAGGCAUCUCAGGAGGAGAUCUGUGAGGUAGAGGAGAUAAAUCAAGAGGAUGAUGAGGAGGAGGAGGAGGAGGAGGAGGAGGAGGAGGAAGACGACCAAGAAAAGGAAGACCAAGAAGAUGAGGGGGUUGAGGAAAUGGAGGGCAGUCAGGACGAGGAAGAGGAGGAAGAGGAACAUGAAAAAGAGGGGGAGGUCAAAGAGGAGUCGAACACGAAUGCAGAGUCACAUGACGACGCAGAUCCAGGCUCAUCCCAUGACGUCUCAGCACCUCAGGAAGAGGUGGCCAAAGAGGAGACUGUCCCAGAUGGUGCUCUUACAGAGAAAGUGGAGGAGGACAAAGGCGACCUACCAUCUGAGACGGCAACAGAUCCCGAUGCCAGCAAAGAGACUGUGAAAGAGGAGAAACCAAAGGGCAUAUUUGGAUCAAACAGAACGAGAUCUCUGUUCAAGCGUCUGCCCUCCAGUAGACCAUCACAGCAGCAGCAGCAGCAGUCAGAGGUGAAGGUGGAGGGAGGCUCGUCAGAGGACACCACCACCACCACCUCACUGGGGAACAAGACUGUAGAGGGCUCCUCGGUAUCAGAGUCCAGUGCUGCAGACACGAGCCACAGCCUCAGUAGCGACACCCAGCCAGGGAAGAGGGGCCCUGCCGGGAGCCGCUCGCAUUCAGCCACCUGCGCCCUCCUUUAACGAACUAAACUACACUCCUAUAGGGAGCCUGAGUCACACCACUCCAUGACACCUGAGAUCCCCCCAAAAAAACUAUGAAUGGGAGUUCAGCAAAGGUCUCUCCAUUGACUCCUGCUCCCACCUUGUUGUUGAGGUUUAUUUUAUUUUUUUCGAUCUUGGAUUCCCAUGGAAGAGCAUGACUAAGGCUCCCCAUGGUCCACAUCCCUGUCCACAGGAUGCACAUUUGGAAUUUGGGAGAAGCAAACAAGUGCUGCUGAUGUACAACCACUAACUUUAUAUUGCAUUUUUAAUUAAACAUCACUGAUUUGGUUUUUAUCUGCAUACUAUUGAUCAUUGACUUAAUACCUCUUCAUACAUUUUGUAAGGACACAUUUCACUGUAGUGGUACAGAAAUCUCUCAAGGUACAUUUUUGUGUGGUGUUAUUUUUAUAUUUUGGGAGUGAUUUUCUUUCAUUGUGUGCAUUUUGGAGAGUGGUUUGUAUUGUUAUUAUUGCAAAUCUAUAUUUUCAUAAUGGUUUAUUUAUGUUGGAUAUACUGCACACAGACACUUUACUACGUUUGUAUUCAAAAGGACACUGAAUUAUGUAACUGGAUGUUUCAAAGAGGAAGAAAAAAAACGUUUUGUAACAGUUUACUAUUGUAAUUGAAGUGAUUCAGUAAACAAACGCUUUGUCCAUCAGAG